AUGUUAAUCGCAGACGUUCUUUGCAGGGCUUCGACGAGGAAAGCCUCGACUUCUGUUCCUGAGGGCGUUCCGGAGCAAGUGAUCGAGCUUGACUCUCCUCCUUCCUCGGACCAUGACGAGUCUUCCCAUCACGAUGAGAGUGCUUCUCAUCACGAUGAUGGUUUGAGGACUCCGGCGCGUGGUGGUUCGCCUUCUAAGGGGUUCUCGCUUGCGCGCAGAACGAAGCUUCGGAAGUUUGGCCGCGCGCGGAGGAGUUCCCGACGUCCAAAAGUUACGAUCUUGAUAUGGAAAGAUAGAUACUUGAGUCAUGCAUCACGUCGAAGUGGAAUGAAGCCAUUUGGAUCAACUAUGAGGCCUAGACUUAUUUUCUACCGAGACAUGUCCGGUAAGCGAGUAAACGAAGCCCAUGGAGGAUUUGGAGUGUCUAAUGGCCCGAGCAGCAGCGCCAAAGGCCUUGAUCGAAUAGAGAAGAGGCCUGGCUAA
Molecule: messenger RNA, 483 nt
Organism: Microthlaspi erraticum
Lineage: Eukaryota; Viridiplantae; Streptophyta; Magnoliopsida; Brassicales; Brassicaceae
Source: the annotation of a GenBank genome assembly